UCACUAUUUUUAUUAUUACCAUUGUUAUUAUUAUUAGUAGUUUUAGUAUAGUUUUACUAUAAUAUUGUCUAUCAAUACGUCGGUGCCUGACAUGAGAUAAUUUAGUGUUAAUUUAUUUUUGAUUUUACUAGACAAUUUAUCAAUGAAUUAAAUAAAUAAAGUUAUGGGAAUUUUACAUAAAUAUUACCUUGAAGGGGAUGAUAUUUACGAAUGUAUUGAUUGCGGAAGUCAUUUAACAACCUCCAAAGAAUUAGUUUCUACCAGUUUUAGAGGCAGAACGGGUGUAGCAUGGCUCUUUACCAGAGUGGUUAAUGUUUCUGAAGGGCCUUUUGAGGAGCGUAUGAUGACAACAGGCCAACAUACCAUUGUUGACAUUUAUUGCAAUGACUGUGGAGCUAAUUUGGGUUGGAAGUAUGAAGAGGCUACUGAGGAAUCCCAAAAGUACAAGAAGGGCAAAUUUAUUUUAGAAAAGGCACUGUUGAAAAACAAUAAUCCGAAUUAUUCCAGUAGUGUUGAAGACGAUAAUGAUGUUACUGAUGAUUAACCUAAAACUACCCCAAUUCUAGCCAUUAACCAUUACUAUUUGGUUCAACACACUUAACGGAUUUCACACAUUUGAAUUAUCAUGAAAUAUUAUGACUAUUUACACAACUGCUUAUCUUAAAUCUAUGUAAUAGGUAGUAAAAACAUUCAAUGUAACACAUUAGGGGCGAGUGUUUUAACACCCGUUUAGACUACUUGUACAUACAAAGUAUAGAUAUAUUAGGUUCCAUGGUAAAGUAUAAAGUAU
Molecule: messenger RNA, 790 nt
Organism: Theileria parva strain Muguga
Lineage: Eukaryota; Apicomplexa; Aconoidasida; Piroplasmida; Theileriidae
Product: Yippee zinc-binding/DNA-binding /Mis18 centromere assembly family protein
Exons: 5
Coding region: 164-544 (126 amino acids)
Cellular component (GO): ubiquitin ligase complex
Source: RefSeq, a predicted model, not a curated record